AUGCGAAGGAAGUCAUUACCUCGUUUUUUAUCGAAAAGGGCCCAGGCUGCACGCUUUUUUGUACACAUUCGUGUUCCUUCUCCCCCUUCUUCAGUCGAACCAAAACAACCGCGAAAACGAUCAAAAAACCUCCCAGACGUGAAAUUCGAUCUAUCCCGAACAUAUGAUCAUUCUGUUGCCAUUCAGAUGUGUGCUGAAAUUCCUUCAAAUUCGAUCUGUCUUCAAUCCCUCUCCCUUCCAUUUUCCUCCUCCCUCUUAUCCUACUUCAGCCAAUCCCGUCGUGCGGAUAUCUACUUCUCUUCUUCACCUCGGAUGGCACUCUGUUUCGAAGCGCCCGAAUCUCGUGAACGUGUUGUACUCAACGCCGACUUUCCCAAUCUCUCAUUUAUCCUCUUUGGCCUUUCAUCAACCUCCCUUUCUCUUUACGGUCGUGUGGUAGCUCAGUCCCUUGAAGUCGAUGUUAUCGUUAGGUCCUCCGCAAUUUUUACUACUUCUAACUUCAUCCAGUAUGCGAUUAGUUCUCAACAGUUCGAAAAAAUCUUCAGCUUUAUCACGCUUCAAAUAUGGCCUCAGGAUGGAACCCUGGAUGAGCUAAGACUUCCUUUAUUCUCUGACCUUUCGGAAACUCAAGAAGAAUUCAUUGCUUCUUUGGAUUCUGUCUACACGGCCGUUCAGCACACCCAUCUAGUGGAAUCUUCCUGGUGGAAUGACCCGAAUAUUUGUCAACCAAAGGAAAUUAAAAUUGACCUUCUCCCCUAUCAAGUUGACGCUAUUCGAUGGAUGAUAUUCCGAGAGAAAAAUUGUCUUCCCGUUGUGGAUCCUAAGUGGCUCUCCCCCUACUUCGUACGGAUAAAUGAGGACAAUCUAUUCUUUUCUACCCUAACUGGACAAAAUCCUUUCUUUAAUAGCUUCACAACUGCGGUUCCUGAGGUGCCAUCAGAUUCCUGCCUUGGAGGAAUCCUGGCAGAUGAGAUGGGUCUUGGUAAGACUUUAGAGGUCAUAUCCCUCAUUAUUCACCGUCCUUGUCCAUCCGACAUCACCACGGCCCCGCUCUACGAUCUUAAAUUGGAAGCCGAUCUUGAAGGUGUCUUCGCUUUCGAUGCGGGGACCGUUGUUGAGUUGGAAAUGUACGAAGAUGAAGAAGAUACUGAUGCAACGGUCGCCAUGGUAGAGGAGAGUGUUUUCUGUGUUUGUGGUGGUGUUGGCGAUGGAAAUAGAGAUUUGACGUUGAUUUCUUGCUCCGUUUGCAAUUCGUCCAACCUGCAACAUGAAGAAUGUGUGCAAUUUCGACGAAGGAUUGAUACCUCGGCGGGUGAAAGCCUCUGGUUGAAGUAUAUCUGCCCACUCUGUUGGAAUCAUCUUCGUGUUCAUUCCAAAGCUACAUUGGUCGUUUCUCCGGAUCAUAUUUGGCGUCAGUGGCAAGAUGAACUCCAAAAACACGUCGAUCUUUCUCACUUAAAAGUUCUUAUAUACGAAGGUCUGAACAGCCCUCCAAUUCGACUAUCAACAUCCACUCCAUCACAACAACAAUCAUCCUUUGAAUUGGAUCCAGAUUUCGUCUUUACACCAAACUUCGUUCAACCCGGUGAGCUAGCCUCUGCAGACGUGGUUCUCACUACCUACACCGUUCUCCAACGCGAGCUCGGAUGGGCGUCAGUUUCCGCGGAGCAGAGAGUUGGCGAAGGUCAUCGGCCAACUCUACGAACAGCUCAACGCUACCUUGCCCCACCCAGUCCACUUGCUUGUGUUAUCUGGUGGAGAAUUUGCCUGGAUGAAGCACAAAUGGCAGAAAAUGUGACCUCCAAGAUUGCUCGAAUGUUGUCUGAAGUAGAAGCAGUGCAUCGAUGGUGCGUCACAGGAACGCCAGCUGAAAAAAGCCUUUUUGACUUCUACGGCCUCCUGGCCUAUUUGCGCUUGGAGCCUUUUGCCUGUCGGCACUACUGGAAUGCUUUACUCUACCAACCCUUCGUGCAUGCGCUUCGAUCUUCCUCCUCGUCCACCAACCUUUCAGACACGUUAUUUGUUCGUCUUCUCUCCCGUCUUCUCUGGCGCAACACAAAAUCUCUCGUUGGUUCCCAACUACGUCUACCAACUAUCUACCAGCAAAUCCACUGGGUCGAUUUCACCAGCGUUGAACGGUACAUUCAUGAUCGCACACUCUCUGACUGUGCCGAUGCCCUACAACAAAUGCUAGCAGAAGCGCCAGAUUUCGACCUGGAUGCACCACUGGCUGCACUCCCCGGGAAUCUGCAUUGGCGUCUGGUGGCUAUGGUUACGAGAGCAAGGCAAGCGUGUACUCACGCUAGUUUGGUAGUGAUUCACUCCAGCACUGGAGGUGGAGGAGGAGGUGGUAGAUGUACGGGGUUUAGGGCUUCCUCAGAUCCUACUCUUCAGGUCUCAAAGAACGCGAAGUUUCAGGGUACUGGGUGUGCAAACAUGACUGAGGUUAUUCGAAAAGUGGUUGAUGAGGUGCAUCAAGAAUGCGAGACCAGCUAUCGAACCUGGGUGUUCAACAAGAAUGGUGCUGCAGCGUGUUUCAUACUUCAACAGAAGUACCUCGAAGCCGCCAUGUGUUAUCGCGAAGUCCUACGCACGGCUAUCGGCUUGGAGUCCCGUUAUGGCGUCCUAUCCGACUGGAGUCAGCGCUUACACUCGAUUACAAACCUCCACUGGCUCAUCCAGUGUCACGGCGUGCCAUUGGAGAAGUCUUCGUCAUGCGUGGAAAAGAAGACGAAGAAAAUAGAGGAGGAGGAGGAGGGGGAGAUGGUGGGAACUUCUGUUGAUGGCUGUGAGAAUUCCAACGAACUGCCGACGUGGGGAAAGCUGGAUCCAAGGGUGGAUAGGGACUUGGUGUGGAAGGCAAGGUUACUGAGGAUAGACUACCUUAAGACUCACUCUCGUCUCCUCUCUAAAGCACGUGAAAAGUUGGAUCCAAUUGUUUCUCGGGUGGAAAAACUCCUCGAUCGUCCUCCUGACUUUCCAUCUUCUAUCGAAGGCAGUCUUACCCACCCAUGGUUGACAUGGCUUCACGAGGGCUUAGAAAUUCUUGCUUCUUCUAACAUCCUUGACCAACUACCCCUCAUGGUCGAAUCCAGUCUUCAAGGACGCUGUUCACAAUUUCGGACCACUCUUCUUCACACACGCUCUGGUGCCGGAUUCAAGGCUGUUCUUCUUGUUGAAGUGAAGUCUGCUCUCGAUGCGAGGCAACGGCUUCGAGAGGCUAUGGCCCCACUGGAUCAAACGUGGAACUGUUUUCUCAAAAAUGGCGAAGUUGAUCGCUCCGUUCUGCAAAGGUACUAUAUCUGCUGUUGCACUCGAGACACAACUAACCAGAAUGUCAAAUCCCCCCGAAAACGGACCAAAAAGUCGACUGAAUCCAAAUGUGCUUACUGUCUAGCCAGCGAGGCGCUUCAAGCCUAUCGGCAGGUUUUGAAUCAAGAGAAACCUGCCACGUCAGCAAGAGCUCAAAAACGCGCUAUUUUGGAGGGUCUUCUAGAAGAUUCUGUAGUAGAAGAUGAUACUGCUCUACUUAGUGGUGACUUAACUGCUGUUGGAUUGGUGAACCCUCUUACUGUAGCUCUUCAAACCGUUGCAACGCAGGUGUCACGUCUUCAAGACGAGCGCAACUGGAUCAAAUUGAUGGCCGCAAGACUCGACACACUGAUACAACUUCUUUUCCGAGAACUCCUCUGCCAUGGAAGGGUCCAGAUGCUCACGAAGGAAUGGUGGAAUGUUCACGACGAGACGGAACAAUUCGUAGUGCGACUUCAAGCCACCAGUCCAACCGACAUGGCUUUCAUCAAGCCAGAAGAAGUGGAAUCGCAGCUGCAUCAGCAUUCUGUCGAUGCUCUAGCCAACUGGACGACUCUUCAAGGUCGUCUAAGUCAUUUGGCAUUCUUGCGUAAUGCUCUCCAACAACAUCACACCGCUUCAUCUACUUUGGAGUGUCCAACAUGCCUUCAAGCACAAAGUCCUUCUCGUCCGACUUUCGUAUUGUUGGCAGGAUGUUGGCACAGCCUUUGUCUACCCUGUCACCAACAAAUUCAAGCGCACAGUGUGUCUAGUCAACGCCGUUGUCCACUUUGUCGAAAACCUUUUGAAACAGCUACUUCCAACGCCACGAAACGUCGACCUCUGACCCUUCUUCAUUUCGACGGUGGUGGAAGAAAGCUUCAGUCGAAGCAGGAGGAGGAGGAAGAGGCAAAAAAUGAGAUUCCGAUUAAAGGGGACCACAGUUCGAAGAUCCAAGAAGUUAUUCGAUGCCUGAAGCGUAUUAAGUUGGAAGAUGCCGGUGCGAAAGCUGUUGUAUUUAGCUCGUGGAUCUCUGUGCUAUUGACUAUCGGUCGAGCUCUGGAACAGAACGGAAUCGUUUGCACGAGUCUCUUAAAGCCACGGGAUGGUGGUUUGGCGCAAUUUCGGUCCGCUGAAUCCCGUGUUUGGGUCCUCUUGCUACCGCUUCAGUUGGGAGCCAAUGGACUGAACCUUAUCGAGGCAAAUCACUUAUUACUUGUAGAUCCUGUGCUCAGUCAUGGGCGUGAAGUUCAAGCGAUUGCGAGACUUCAUCGAAUUGGACAAAUGCGGACCUGCACGGUACAUCGAUUCCUAGUGCGAAACAGCAUUGAAACGGCACUGCAUGGAAUAUCUUCAGCAAUGGCGACAGCACAAAGGAAUUCUGCAGACUGCAUUCGACGUGGGACAGGGGAGGAUCGGGCCGAAAUUCUUCAAAUGAGCGUCUCCCAAUUACUUGACAUUCUUAAAACUGACUUCGCCGUUUCAGCAUGA
Messenger RNA from Echinococcus granulosus, 4782 nucleotides. Its product is annotated as E3 ubiquitin-protein ligase SHPRH. Bases 1 to 4782 code for a protein of 1593 amino acids. NCBI's taxonomy places the organism in Eukaryota, Metazoa, Platyhelminthes, Cestoda, Cyclophyllidea, Taeniidae. Gene Ontology annotation, biological process: protein polyubiquitination; DNA damage response. Gene Ontology annotation, molecular function: ATP binding; ATP-dependent chromatin remodeler activity; ubiquitin protein ligase activity. The record is from RefSeq and is a predicted model, not a curated record. The transcript is spliced from 13 exons. Gene Ontology annotation, cellular component: nucleus.